AUGUACAAGAUACCAUUUUCACUCUAUUCACCAUUCUUUGUCAAAGAAUAUAUAGGAUUUUUCAGUAUAUAACUUUAAAUACCAUUUCUCAAAAUGAUUUGUUUUGUCAUCCUCUAUGUCGGAAAUCUUCACUUCAUUAGCAUUUACCUACUCCAGACUUUCCUAUUGAUUUUCUAUCUGCAAUCGGAAGUUUAUAUAACAUGAUAUAUACAGCAGUUUAAUUCCUAAGAUCAUGGCAAAAACACCAAUUUGAUUAAAUGGAUGUUGGCAGUUUUUCCUAAUUUACUGAGUCAUGAAAAAGAAAUUCCCUAUAAAAUCAUUUGAACCUGGCUUUAUCCAUUGUUCAGAUUUAUGUUCUGGAAAUAUACAGUACAUAUAAUAUCUCAAUUAGCUAAUGCUUCAUGUGUAUACUUUACCUUAACAUUUUAGAAAUCUUUUAAUACAAAACAUAUUUGUGAGUAACACACCUGGGGAAGUUUUAUGGUGAUAUGUGUUUGUUCCCUGGUGACAUGUAAACAACACCACAUGUGUUUAGAGAAGCUUUUAAAGCCCACAUGAGAGCCGUGUUGUUUGAAACCAGUCAAUUAUUCGUGCAUUAAAUAUUCAUCUGUUCACUUCUGCCAUUAUUUGCUCGCUGGUUGCAGUUCAUUUCCCGGCCAGCAGGCAGAGACGUCCUCUCUAUCGAUCAUGAGUGAAGAAGCAGGAAAAGAUCAAAAUGGCGACGCACGGAGCAGGUAGGAGGACGCGUUGCUAUGGACGACCAGCUGGUGUACUGUCGUCUGUUACCUUCCAGCUGCUGCUCAACCUGACAUCACUCUACUUUGUCUUCUAUUUCCUCUUCACUCUGGGCUUGAUCAUCAGAAAGAGCCUGGUGCUGUCUUACCCUGAGGAUGACCUGAUCUGUGAUGUCAGUCUGCUGUUCCUCCUGGCUGCUCUGGACGUCCUCCAUUUCUUCUGCGGCGUGAAGGGCAACCUGACAGAGAGUCAGGGCUAUAUCCUGGCUAACCUCAUCGUGACGGGGACGACUGUCCUGCUCGCGGUCUACUUCCUGGCAUGGCAGACGUACGUGAUGAGGGCAGACAUAAUCAUCAGCGGUGUCUUGCUCGUCGUCUAUGGCCUCGAUGGGGUCCUGGCUGUCAGCACUCUAGCCCGACUGGCCAGUGUCUAUUCAUGAAGACGCCUCCUCUUCAUCGUCACAUUGUAUGUUAUAGAUGAACUCACAGCCUGGCAGCACUUCUUUGUCACAAAUAGAAUCAGAAGUGACUUUGUUUUUAAAGGCACAGUUCACCCCAAAAUAAAACAAAACAAAACACACACAUUUCCUGUAGUGCUAUUUAUUAAUGUAAAUUGUUUUGGUGUGAGUUUGCAAGUUGACAAUGUCGGCCUCCUCUUGAAUAAAGUGGAACUAGAUGGCUUGUGGUGCUCAAAUUGCCAAAUAUUAACAGAAAUUAUGACCCAGUUACUAAAGAUAACCCACACAACUUGUUGUGAGCAGUUUCAUGUAGGAAAUUAUUUUCUUUCAUUAUCAUUAGUGUUGAAGGAAGUGUACAUUGACUCAUCGACAAGAGAAUAGCUGACUAAUCCUGCUUGUUGUUCAAAUGUUGUUGUUUUUUUGCUGCUUUGAGCUCCAGAGGCCAAAGUUCUCUAUGGCCCAUAUCUCCAAAUGGCGCAAAAUCACAUCAAAACAAUCUAGAUGGAUAAAUAGCACUACAGGAAAGAUGGAAAAUCCGUUUGAUUUGGAGAUGAACUGUCCCUUUAAGCCCUUUAAAACAGCUGGAGUGUGUGUAAGGUGAAGACAGUUUUUUUAUUAUUGUUAUUUUUCAUUAUUGCAUUUGUAAAAAGAAAACAACAAAAAAUUAUGGAUAUUUCUUUAAAGUGCAUUUUAGCUAUCAGCAUUUCUCAGGGAUUUCACAUGGGUGCAGUCAGACAUCUGUGCCAUUGAAACAUAUUGACAGUUUUCUUUUUUUUAAAUAUUUCCUCUUGUUCCACUGUGUAUAUAUAUAUAUA
Molecule: messenger RNA, 2007 nt
Organism: Acanthopagrus latus (yellowfin seabream)
Lineage: Eukaryota; Metazoa; Chordata; Actinopteri; Spariformes; Sparidae
Product: transmembrane protein 80-like
Exons: 6
Coding region: 716-1174 (152 amino acids)
Biological process (GO): non-motile cilium assembly
Cellular component (GO): ciliary transition zone
Source: RefSeq, a predicted model, not a curated record